GAUACAGUACCUUUGGCCAGACAUGUCCAGUGUUCAGUUAGAAGUUAAGGGUGGUGCUGCGACAGACUGCAUGUGGCCCACAACUUCUUUCUUAAAAUCUUUAUUUUAUGGAUCUCCAUCAAGCGGAAUGGCAGCGGCGGCCCCCAACCCGGAGGAUUCAACCAGAAGCAGCAGCGGCGGCGGUGGAACCGGCACACCCAGCGCCCUAACAGGAGACGGGGACGCGGAAGAGGCCGAGGACUUCACGUCUUCGUCGCACUGCUCGGAGCUGUCUCGGCGGCAGAACGACCAGAGGAAGCAGGGCUUGUUCUGCGACGUGACACUGGCCUUCAGCAGCGGAGCAGCCAGCGGCAGCAUCCAGACCUGCGAGUUUUCCGCCCAUAGGUCUGUCCUGGCGGCGGCCACCGACUAUUUCACGCCCCUGCUGGGUGGACAGUUUUCCGAGUCCUUGUCAGGAAGAGUAGAGAUGAAGGAAUGGAGCUCAGAGCAGGGGCCUGACCCGGAGACUGUGGAAAGUGUCAUACAAUACAUGUACACCGGAGAAAUACGUGUCAGCACCUGCAAUGUGCACGAAGUUCUGGAGCUGGCAGACAGGUUCCUACUGGUGCAGCUGAAGGAUUUCUGUGGCGAGUUCCUAAAGAAGAAGCUGAGUUUGACCAACUGCGUCGCUGUGCACAGUCUGGCCCACAUGUACACCCUGGACCAACUGGCGCUACGGGCUGCAGACAUGAUCCGACGCAACUUCCACAAGGUUAUUCAGGAUGAGGAGUUCUACACGCUGCCGUUUCACCUGGUUCGUGACUGGCUGUCCGAUGCAGAAAUCACAGUGGACUCCGAGGAGGUUCUGUUCGAGGCAGUUGUCAAGUGGGUACAGAAGAACUCGGAUGAUCGAGGUCGCUACUUUGAGGAGCUUUUCCGUCUCCUGAGGUUGCCCCAAAUUAAGCCCACCUACCUGACUAGGGUGGUGAAAAAUGAGCGAUUAGUAGCUGCCAACGAAGCCUGUCUUCGGCUGGUGUCGGAAGCUGUGGAAGGCCACGCAAUCCGUUUUGAAAAUCUCAAAUCUGCCGAUAUGGAGCUCUGGUCUUCCCACAUGGCUUCCUUUCAGCCACGUUUUGGCCAGAACAUGGACGUGAUCAUGGUAGUCGGAGGAGUGUCCGAAGGGGGGGACUACCUGAGUGAAUGUGUUGGCUACUUUAUUUAUGAGGACCGCUGGGUCAACCUACCACAUAUCCACAACCACCUGGAUGGACAUGCUAUUGCUGCCACAGAGUCCCAUGUCUACGUAGCUGGUUCUAUGGAACCAGGCUUUGCUAAGACUGUGGAACGUUACAAUCCCAACCGCAACACCUGGGAGCAGGUGAGUAACUUGACGACACGAAAGCAUUCCUUUGGCUUGACCUGCAUCAAGGACAUCCUAUACAGCAUUGGUGGACAUGGAAACUUCAGUCCAGGUUUCAAAGACGUCAGUGUGUAUGAGCCUGAGCAAGACAAGUGGCACAACUUGGAGUCGGCACCCAAAAUCCUGCGGGAUGUGAAGGCGGUUAGUGUGGAGGAUCGCUACGUGUACAUCACAGCACGCACGCCUGUGGAUACAGACAAUGAAGACGGACUGAAAACAGUGACCACUCGUUAUGAUACAGAGAGCCGCCAGUGGCAAGAUGUAGAUUCCCUCCCUCUUAUCGACAACUACUGCAUCUUCCAGAUGGCUGUGGCUUCCACCAACUUCUACCACACAGCCUCCUGCUGCCCCAAGAGCUACACGGUGCGGGACGAGGUCGCCAGGCCCAAGAUCAGCCUGCGCAUCUCUGACGAGAUCCUGGAGAGCCUGCCUCCAGAGGUCACCAGCAUUGAAGGCGCCGCCAUUUGCCACUUUGAUGAAGAUGUCUUCAUCAUCGGAGGCUGGAAGAACAGCGACGACGUGGAUAAGCAAUACCGUAAGGAGGCUUAUCGCUACUGUGCUGAAAGAAAGCGCUGGAUGCUACUGCCACCCAUGCCUCAGCCUCGCUGCCGAGCCACUGCUUGCCACGUUCGCAUUCCAUACCGUUUCCUGUAUGGCUGCCAGCGGUACCCCAUGCCGCAGAAUUUGGCUCGUCAGCGAGACCGCAUGCAACAGAUGCAGCAGCUUCACCGACGCACCCUGACGCUGCGCCGACAGCUCCAGUCACAGAUAGAGUGUUAGGUUGAUGUCGACUUUAGCUCAGUAUACUCACAGUUGUCUCUGGCCAUUCAUAAAAAAAUAUAAUUCAAAUUCCUUGCAGGUCGAGUCACCUACAUUCUCACCCAGAACUCUGUGCCAUCUGGUCAAAUAUUGUGUUGUGAAAAAGCCAUUGAAUAUUUGAACAUAGUUGAGCUUGUGAAACAGGCUGGAAGUGUUUAAAACAUAUACAGGUUCACUGAUAAAUUGACAUACUACAUGUCAUCCGGUUUAUUCCUCUCAACACAUUUCUCAAAGUAUUAUGGUGUUAAAUGAUAGUUUUUAAAGAGAACAUGAUGGAAUUGUUAUGAAUUGCAAGAUAAUUUAAAUGAUAAAGUAUGGGCAGGCACUACAUGCAGUCUACAGCUAGACUAUAGGAGACUAGUUGGACACGUUAAACGUGUCCAUUCAGAUGCGCUUUAUUUUGGCCCUCCAUUUGUUUUUUGUUUUUUUUUUGCAGUUAUAUUGAAAAAAAUACUUGAAACUAACAACUAGCACCGUUUACCUGUCAGGAUAAUAUUUGUUGGUAUUAUCAACAAACCAUUUGAUUACUUUUGAAAUCCAGUUGAGAUUCUUCCAGGCUUUUUCCUAGGCUUUACUAUGCAACCAGAGUGGAAAACACGUGGCUACGUCCCUUCCUUACCCGUGUCUCUGAAAUCAACAGGUGUGUAGCAAUGUGAGUUGGCACACGGCAGAUGUAAAAAACAUGUGAAUAAGAGUGUAAAAAAAAAAAACCCCAAAACAAACGACCUAAUAUUCCUUUGUCAAAUAUGUUGGUGUAGAUGCUGUUAAAUAUUCUAAAGCUGCAUAUGUACCUAUAAAUGUAAAUUGAUAUUCUACAUUCCUUAUUUGCUCCAUGUGACGUAAAUAACCACAUUCCUGCAUUGUUUCCAAAUUACUUGAUCGGAUCUCAUUCCACUGUAACACUGUGACAAUCUCUUCGUGCAUCAAACAGUCUUACUUGUCCGUCGGUGUUCUGUUAGAACGACGGUUCUUGCUGCUGUGGUUCAACAACUCAGCCGGAAUUCAUUUGGAGAAGCGCGUUUCAUGUAAUAGUUUGCAUUUAGGUUGUAGUCUCUCUUCUGGUUCAACAGCAGUACCGAAAACAGUUGUCAUUUAUGUUGCUCAUGUGAGUAGUAAUGUUUUUUCCCCAUGGUUUAAUAAAGGAAGAGUAAGCUAUAAUGUUCCAAAAACCUUAAAAAGAUAAAAUAAUUAUUUUGAGAUUUCCUGAUGCAGAAUCCGUCGAUUUAGGCUCUGCAUCGAUCGCUAUACAUUACCAGUGGCUUAAACAUUCCUUUCUGUUGCACUUUUCGCCGGUUUGACUAUAAUUCCAUUAAUUAAAAAAAAUGAUAGAUUAUAAAUAUGAAUAUGUGGAAAGUUUGUGUGUGUGUUUGUCGAGGGUUCAAUUGUUGCCCUGUAAAGAAUGGUCUCCCUAAUGGCACUUUUUGUUUUAAUAUCUUACAGAAGCGUUGGGGUUGAAAAAGCACUUUGACUUUGCUCGUUUAGUUUGCUUCAUAUCAGACGAGGUGAUUGUACUUUAACAUUUUCCAGGCGCCUCGAUGUUAUGUUUUGGUCUCUGAAAGAAAAAAGGAAAGGCUAUUAUUAUUAUUAUUAUUUUUGCUAAAUGUGUUCUCGUAUGUCAGAGUCUUUUGUUGAAGGACUUUGAUGCCAGCUGGGUGUAUCUUAAGGAAUGACAAUGUUCUUUUCUGUCAUCUCUGUCCUCCACCCACCACCCCACCCUAUUUCCAAAGGAUAAUCAAAACUAAUAAUUAUGUCCACAUGAUGUCCAAAGCAAACAGCACUAACGACAAAGUGAUGCAAGCUAAGUCAUUUAAUUUGCAUGUGAUAGUUUGACGAUGUGGCAGUAAUAUUGGAUGUAACAAAUGCUGAUGUCAUCACUUGCAAUUAAAGUUGUUUUGUAAAACAGA
Molecule: messenger RNA, 4122 nt
Organism: Cynoglossus semilaevis (tongue sole)
Lineage: Eukaryota; Metazoa; Chordata; Actinopteri; Pleuronectiformes; Cynoglossidae
Product: kelch-like protein 11
Exons: 3
Coding region: 23-2179 (718 amino acids)
Molecular function (GO): protein binding
Source: RefSeq, a predicted model, not a curated record